GUGGUUCAUUAACCAAGCUGGCUUAUUACUCAACUGUACAGCACAAAGUGGCAAGAGUGAGAUCCUUUGAUCAUUCUGGAAAGGACAUAGACAAUGAACCUUUGUAUGAAAUAUCUGUCCAGGAGGAGAUUACAGCUCGGCUUCACUUCAUUAAAUUUGAAAACACUUACAUUGAAACCUGCCUAGAUUUCAUCAAAGACCAUCUUGUCAAUACAGAGACAAAAGUCAUCAAAGCCACAGGUGGUGGUGCCUAUAAAUUCAAAGACCUUAUUGAGAAGAAACUGGGGUUGAAAGUUGAUAAGGAAGAUGUAAUGACCUGCCUAAUUAAGGGGUGCAACUUUGUGCUGAGGAACAUCCCCCACGAGGUGUUUGCUUACCAGAAGGACUCAGACACAGAAUUCCGCUUCCAGACCAACCACCCCAACAUUUUCCCUUAUUUGCUGGUCAACAUUGGCUCAGGGGUCUCCAUAGUCAAGGUAGAAUCAGAAGACAAAUUUGAAUGGAUUGGGGGCAGCUCAAUUGGAGGUGGAACCUUCUGGGGUCUGGGAGCUCUGCUCACCAAAACAAAGAAAUUUGAUGAACUGCUGCAGCUGGCCUCAAAGGGCCAGCACACCAACGUGGACAUGCUGGUGAAGGAUGUGUAUGGAGGUGCCUGCCAGACCCUGGGGCUCAGUGGGAAUCUCAUUGCCAGCAGCUUUGGGAAGUCCACCACAGCAGACAAAGAAUUUUCCAAAGAAGAUAUGGCCAAAAGUUUGCUGCACAUGAUCAGCAAUGACAUUGGCCAGCUGGCCUGCCUGCAUGCCAAACUGCACAACCUGGAUAAAAUUUAUUUUGGAGGGUUUUUUAUCCGGGGCCACCCUGUCACCAUGCGCACAAUCACCUACAGCAUCAACUUCUUCUCCAAGGGAGAGGUUCAGGCAUUGUUCCUGAGACAUGAAGGCUACCUGGGAGCCAUUGGGGCAUUUUUAAAAGGAGCUGAACAAGACAAUCCAAACCAGUACAGCUGGGGAGAGAAUUAUGCUGGGAGUUCUGGGCUCAUGAGCACAUCCCCUGAUGUUUCCCCGCUGCAGAGAACACGCAGUGGUACAUUUGACAUGCUGGAAAUGGACAGAUUGGAGAGACCACUUGUUAACCUGCCACUGCUGAAAGACCCCUCCACCUAUAUCCCAGACACUGUUGACCUCACAGAUGAUGCCAUGGCCAGAAAAUACUGGCUCACCUGCUUUGAGGAGGCACUGGAUGGGGUGGCAAAGCGAGCUGCAGCCAGCCAGCCAGACUCUGUGGAUGCACAGGAGAGAGCUGAGAAAUUCCGCCAGAAAUACUGGAAUAAGCUCCAGACGCUCAGGCAGCAGCCCUUUGCUUAUGGUACCUUAACAGUCAGAAGUCUCUUGGAUACAAGGGAACACUGUUUGAACGAGUUCAGUUUUCCAGACCCCUAUUCCAAGGUAAAGCAGAAAGAAAAUGGAAUAGCCUUGAAGUGUUUCCAGAGUGUGAUCGAGUCCCUGGACUCCCUGGGCUGGGAGGAGAGGCAGUUUGCACUGGUGAAAGGACUCCUGGCAGGGAAUGUCUUUGACUGGGGAGCAAAGGCAGUCUCAGAUGUUCUGGAGUCUGAGCCACAGUUUGGGUUUGAAGAAGCCAAGUCAAAGCUCCAAGAACGACCCUGGUUGGAAGAUUCCUACAGCCAGUGGCUGGAGCGACUGAAGGAGGGUCCCCCUCAUAAAUGUGCCUUAAUUUUCGCAGAUAACAGUGGGAUAGACAUAAUUUUAGGAGUCUUUCCUUUUGUCCGAGAGCUCCUUUCUAGAGGGACAGAGGUGAUUCUGGCCUGUAACUCUGGCCCUGCCCUCAACGACGUCACCUACAGCGAGUCCCUGAUCGUGACCGAGCGCAUCGCGGCCAUGGACCCCGUGAUCCACUCUGCACUGAGGGAUGAGAAGCUGCUGUUGGUUCAGACGGGCUCCAGUUCUCCGUGCCUGGAUCUGAGAGCGGCAGACAGACCUGGUGGUCAUCGAGGGCAUGGGCAGGGCCAUCCACACCAACUACUACGCCGUGCUCAGGUGUGAGAGCCUCAAGCUGGCCGUCAUCAAGAACUCGUGGCUCGCCGACCGCCUCGGGGGCAAAAUCUUCAGCGUCAUCUUCAAGUACGAAGUGCCCUGUAAAUGAUGGAGCUGGCACGGCCCACGGACUUGCACUAGUUUUACUUUAACUGUAAAGAAUGUAUUUUUAUUACAACAGGGACAAGAGUUCACAGGAAAUUCCGUAUUUAUAUUGUGCUUUUGUGACUUAAAAAGCGACAAUAUGAUUCACUCUAUAGUCUACACACUCAAAUAUAUAUAUGUAUAUCACUCA
Zonotrichia albicollis (white-throated sparrow) is the source of this 2346-nucleotide messenger RNA. NCBI's taxonomy places the organism in Eukaryota, Metazoa, Chordata, Aves, Passeriformes, Passerellidae. The record is from RefSeq and is a predicted model, not a curated record.